This is a messenger RNA of Ostrea edulis (European flat oyster), 1210 nucleotides long. RefSeq names its product failed axon connections homolog. The transcript has 6 exons. NCBI's taxonomy places the organism in Eukaryota, Metazoa, Mollusca, Bivalvia, Ostreida, Ostreidae. Bases 221 to 1108 code for a protein of 295 amino acids. The record is from RefSeq and is a predicted model, not a curated record. Gene Ontology annotation, cellular component: cytoplasm.
UUACAAUGCUUUGAAGAAGUUGUACGAUACUCCGUGACGAAGUGUCGGGUUUUAUAUUAUUUUCUUAUCAUUAGUAUUCUAAUUACUUCUAUAUUUUGACAUUUACUCUAUUGAGAGUAGUUAUGUUCCUGAUCGCUGACCCGAAAAAUAAAGGAACUGGGAAAAACUGCGCCAUGUUUAGGACAUCGUGCAGGGUUAGCUGACGGGCGGGGCUUUAAGGAUGGCAGUCCUGACAACUUGGACCUGGGUCUGCUUGGCUGGAGGGGCCGUGUUGUGCAUUGGACUGACCUCUUCUAUCUUCCGUAGACGGAAAAGACUGUCUGUUCCAAGAAAUGUUGUGGUUGUCCAUCACUUCUUUGGGAGAGGCUGGACAGUGCCCAGCAAGUCGCCCUUCCCCAUGAAACUGGAAACAUUUCUACGCAUGACCAAAACACCAUAUAUGAAUGACCACAGUGGACAAAUGUCCAAGAAAGGGAAGACACCAUGGAUUGAAUUCAACGACAUACAAGUGGCGGAUUCUCAGUUUUGUAUAGAUUUCAUCAAAAAGAAAAGAGGCAUGGAUCUAAAUACUGCACUAAGUGUGGAACAGAGGAGCAUAGCAAGAGCCUUCUUGAAAUUGAUUGAGGAAAACUUUUAUUGGACGAUGUGCAUUGAACUGUUUUGUAAUAAAGAGAAUAUACCAUUGUUGAAAAGAUCAGCCCCACUGAAGGGACCUGGUUUCUGGUUGUACUACUGGUUUGUAAGACGUGCCAUACAAAGCGCCACCUGGGGACACGGCAUUGGACGUCAUAGUGUGGAGGAAGUCUGGUGCAUAGCUCAAAGUGAUAUCGAGGCUCUAUCAAACUUUCUGGGUGACAAGAAGUACUUUAUGGGAGAUGACCCCAGUGAAAUAGACUGUUCAUUGUUUGGAAUGCUGACAUUUUUGCUGGUGUCCAUGCAAGGAACACGAUAUGAAGCAUUUACUAAAGAACAUCAUCCCAACCUUGUGAGUUACUUCCAGAGAAUGAAGGUAACUUAUUGGCCAGACUGGGACACCCUGACUACAUCCAGUGACAAGUUCACAAACGAUCACGGCAAAUUAUACUUCACAGAAAAUAUUCCUGAAUGAUACAUACCAAUGAAAUAACUGCAGUGUAAUAUUGCAUCAUAAAACAACCCCUUUAAUCUCUGUGCAAAAUUUUAAUAAAGAAAAGGUUUUUUUGCAUGUGGA